Molecule: messenger RNA, 1746 nt
Organism: Plasmodium relictum
Lineage: Eukaryota; Apicomplexa; Aconoidasida; Haemosporida; Plasmodiidae
Product: conserved Plasmodium protein, unknown function
Exons: 2
Coding region: 1-1746 (581 amino acids)
Biological process (GO): NAD+ metabolic process
Cellular component (GO): mitochondrion
Molecular function (GO): NAD+ kinase activity
Source: RefSeq, a predicted model, not a curated record
AUGCGAAGAUAUUUAUCUGAACACGUAAGAAAAAUUAAUGUCUAUAAUUUAAGUAACACUAAGAACUGGAAGAUGAUACCACAUAUAAAUGAACAAAGGAUUUUAAAAAGAAGUAAUUCAGUUAUAUCAGAUAAAUAUGUUAAUGAUGUAAUUAAAAGAGAAAAUGAAGAAGAAAAAAAAAACAAUAAUGUAAAUGAUAGUAUUUGUUCAAAUUCUCCAAAAGAAACAAAAAAUGAAUUUAGUUAUAAUAUAAUAUCAAAUGAAAUGUAUAAAAAAAAGUAUGAUAGAAUACUAUUAAUAGAAAAAUAUACUAAAUAUGAUAAUUUAAAAAAACAAGGUUUUAAAGAUGAUUACAUUUUUAAAAAUUUUUUUAGAAUAUAUAUAUCUCACUUUACUCACACUCUAAUAGUAAAUAAUAUAAUUAAUAUAUUAAGAACAAAAUAUAAAUCUCAUGUUUCUAUAUUAAAAGCUUAUAAAAAAAAUAUAGAAAAUAUUUUUAUAAGUAGUUCUAGCGUUUUUUCUCCCGAUGCCAUAUUUAGUGUUGGUGGAGAUGGAACAUAUUUGGAAUCAGCCCAUAUAAUAGCCAAUAAAUAUAUAAUAGAUGAAAAUACAAAUAGAAAAGAUAAAAGAAUUGAAUUAAUAGGAAUAAAUAGUGAUCCUAAAGGAUCUGAAGGAAAGUUAUGCUUAGAUUAUUUAAAUUAUGAAUAUGGUGAUGGAAUUAACUAUAAUUAUGAAUCAUUUGAUCAAUUUGAAAAAAUGCACAACAAAAAGAAGAAAAAAGUCAAUAUUAUAUUUACUGAUGUUUCCAAUUUUAUCAACAAAUCAAAAGAAAGAGAGAAAAAAAAAAUGACAAAUAACAAAGACGAAAUAGCAAAGAAAGAAGAGAAAAGUUUUGAACAUGUAAGUACAAUAGAUAAUAUUAUACGGAAUCAUAGCUUGUGUUAUGGUGAAUUACCAGAAGAAAAUUCUGCUUUAAAAAAUGAAGAUAAUUUUCACUAUAAUCUUAAAAAUAAAAAUGAUAGUACAGAUACACAACAUAAUAAAAAUAGUACUUUCUUACAUAAUAAUAUCCAUUAUUUCUCAACUGAUAUAUCAGAGAAACCUGAUAAUUUAAUAAUCAGUGUUGAAGAAUAUGCGAAACAAACCUUAAAAAAUUUUUUUGAAACAGAUAAAUACAAAAAAAUAUAUAGGAAAUAUAUAACUGUCUUAAUCAAAAAAUCUGAUGAAGUGAAAACAUAUAAAAGUAUUAAUGAGGUAUAUGUGUAUGAAGCCGUAAAAAAUAAUAUUUGUACAUAUAUAAAUAUUGAUAAUAAAAUUCUUAAAAAACUAAAAAGUACAGCUUUAUUAAUAACAAGUGGAACUGGAUCCACUGCAUGGGCAUAUAAUGUAAAUAAAAUAGAUAAGAAAAAAAUGAAAAAUAUAAUUGAAGAAUUUUUAAAUGCACAAAGUGAUACCGUAAAAAAAAAUAUAAAAAAUAUAAACUUUGAUUUAUUUUCAGAAUAUAUUAACAGUUCUAUUUGUUUUCAUCCAAGUAGCAAAUACAUGAAAUGUAUAGUAAAAGAGCCUAUAGAAAACAAUGUUUAUGAUUCAACUGAUCACAUAUAUACUUGUAAUUAUAUUAAUAUAAAAACAUGUACUAGUAAUACUAUUGUUUAUAUAGACGGUAUAUAUAACAUUAAAAUUCAACCAAAUGACUCUAUUAUACUAUAUAUAAAAGAAGACGAUUUUAUUAUAAGUUAUAAAUAG